Messenger RNA from Amphimedon queenslandica, 553 nucleotides. RefSeq names its product U1 small nuclear ribonucleoprotein C-like. Gene Ontology annotation, biological process: mRNA splicing, via spliceosome; spliceosomal snRNP assembly; mRNA 5'-splice site recognition. The record is from RefSeq and is a predicted model, not a curated record. Gene Ontology annotation, cellular component: nucleus; U1 snRNP. Gene Ontology annotation, molecular function: pre-mRNA 5'-splice site binding; zinc ion binding. The transcript is spliced from 5 exons. NCBI's taxonomy places the organism in Eukaryota, Metazoa, Porifera, Demospongiae, Haplosclerida, Niphatidae. Bases 60 to 476 code for a protein of 138 amino acids.
CGGACUUUAUACGGAUACUGAUUUGUGAGUUUCCGUAAUCUCUUAAUUCUCUUUACAUCAUGGGAAAAUAUUACUGUGACUAUUGUGACACUUAUUUGACUCAUGACUCUCCUUCAGUUAGGAAGACACAUAAUUCUGGUCGCAGGCACAAGGAAAAUGUAAGACUAUACUACGUCAAUUGGUUAGAGAGUCAGGCACAAUCAUUUAGAAUGAGUUUGAUUCGACCAAUGGGUCCGGGAUUAUUAGCUCCCCCUGGAAUGAUCCCAGUUCCCCCAGGCAUGGCACCACCAGGGAUAAUGAUGCCUCCGCCUAUUGGACUCCCACCUCCUCCUCGUCCUGGCAUGGUCCCAGCUAUGCCACCACGCCUUCCUGGCCCCCCUCCUCCUGGUUUUCCACAAGUACCUCCCCCGGGGAUUCCUCCUACCUCCGUCCCACCAUCAAUCCCACCUGUUGCUAAUGUUACGACUCCACAAUAACAACAAUAAUAAUAAUAACAACAUUAUAAUAAGUUUGUGAUUAUAAAAAAAUAAUGUGAAUUGUGCUGAUUCAGCAA